UCCUACUAAUACGGCUACUGCUAAUGUUCUGCUACAGCAAAUGUUCCUGCUACCUCGAUUAAUACUGCUACUGCUAAUGUUCUGCUACAGCUAAUGUUCCUUCUAAUACUGCUACUGCUAAUGUUCCUGCUACUCCUAAGGUUCAUACUAAUACUAAUAAGGUUCCAGCUACAUGCUAAUACUAUUGCUAAUACUUCUAUUUUUAAGGUACAGAGAAGGAGGCGGGAAUAGGGUAUCUCGGCAGGCUCGGCUUUAAAAACGACGUGAUGACGUUGCGGGCCGUGCGUGAGCUGUCAGUUGGCGCCGGGCAGAUGCAGUCAGAGCCCCCCCCCUCCCCCAGCAUCCUGCUGCUGGAAGCGUUUUACGGAGGAUCUCACAAACAGCUGAUUGACCUGCUGAAGGAGAACAUCGACGGCUGCUCGGUCUUCACUCUUCCCGCCAAGAAAUGGCACUGGAGGGCGAGAACCUCGGCUCUGUACUUCAGCCAGAACGUCCCCGCCUCUACGUCAUACAGAGUCCUGUUCAGCAGCUCGGUCCUGAACCUGUGUGAGCUGGUGGCUCUCAGACCAGAUCUGGCCCGUCUGAAGAAGGUCCUGUACUUCCACGAGAACCAGUUGGUUUACCCGGUCCGCAAAGACCAGGACCGAGACUUCCAGUAUGGAUACAACCAAAUCCUGUCAUGCCUGGUGUCAGAUGUGGUGGUCUUUAACUCUCUCUUCAACAUGGACUCCUUCCUGUCCUCCAUCUCCUCCUUCAUCAAGAAGAUCCCGGACCACAGACCCUCAGGCCUGGACCAGCUGAUCCGUCCUAAGUGUGUGGUCCUCAACUACCCAGUCCAGUUCCCUGAUGUCAGCAGGCUGCUGCCCAAACCCAAACUGGUCCUCCAGCAGCAGAACAGACCUGAGGAACCUCAGACUCCACGGUGUGAGGAGCAUCAGCAGGAUCCACAUCAGUCCACCUCCGAACCCAGACCAGACCAGAACCCUGUUCCUGAGGAGGACUCUGAGGACCGGGUCAGACCUCUGCAUAUCGUCUGGCCUCACAGGUGGGAACAUGAUAAAAACCCGGAGCUGUUCUUCUCCACGCUGCUGAAACUGAAGGACAAACAUCUGCACUUCCACCUGUCGGUGCUUGGAGAGACCUUCACUGAUGUACCAGAGAUCUUCUCGGAGGCCAGACGUCUGCUGGACUCUCACAUCCUGAACUGGGGCUUUCAGUCCAGUAAAGACGACUACCUCCGAGUCCUGUGUGAGGCCGACGUGGUCGUCUCCACCGCCGACCACGAGUUCUUCGGAGUCGCCAUGUUGGAGGCUGUUCACUGUGGCUGUUUUCCUCUGUGUCCCAAAGCUUUAGUUUAUCCUGAAAUAUUCCCAGCAGAGUACCUGUACUCCACGCCUGAGCAGCUGUGUAAACGGCUGCAGGGACUCUGCAGGAGGCCGGACGUCGCCCGCAGACAUGUCGUCAAGGUCGACACCUCCUCCUUCUCCUGGACCCGUCUGAAGGAUCGUUUUAAGACUCUGCUGGCAGACUCAUGUCCCUGAACGCACUACGGACCAGGACACUGAGACUUGAGUUCAUGAGCGUUGGAUGUUUGGAGGUUUGGAGUCUUCAUCAUGCCUGACUCGACGCCACGUCCCGCAAAAAGCGGCGGUGACGUCCAGGCCAAGCGUCUCGGGCACCUCUGAGCUCCGUCUGCCGAGCUGGAGACGCCAAGUCUGGACCUGUAAAUGUCCCCGUCGAGCAGAACUCCCUUUUAUGUGUGUGGUUUGGGGGGGGGGGGGGUUUAAAGUGUAAUAGCUUUCAUGUUUCCACAGGCAGUGCCACCUCAUAUAUCCGCCUGGAUCCAUUUUUAUCCUUUGUUGUGUUUCUGGUCUUCACCACACGGACUGAGUGGCAGCCAGGAGCCGGGUCCAGGAGCCGGGUCCAGGAGCCGGGUCCAGGAGCCGGGUCCGUCUGCUGCUCCACCUGAGCUGCCAGGUUCAGGCCUGCAACCAAUUAACUCAUCAAGUGGAUCUACAGACGUUUGUUACCAAGGAGAUGACAGCACAUCACACAUGAGCAACAUGUAACUUUAUUAUGACUUUAUCCAGUCCGUUAUUAAAACGGGAUCAGACCUGCAGCUCCUUUUAUUAACAUCAACCUCCUCAUGAGGCUGUAAUCCUAAUCUAUAUCUGAUCAAUAAAUAACUAAUAAUAUUUAUGGAAGAAAAAAGAUGAAAUAUUACACAGAUCAGUCAUUUAAUAAAUAGUGUACUAUAACGAGUCACAGCAUGUGAGAAGAAAAGAGCUGAAAUUGUUUAUGGAAGUUAAUUUAUGACAACACAAAAAGGUCUGAUUUAAAAAAACAACAAAAAAAAAAUGUUACGGAGCUUGAAACAUUUUUGUCUUUUAUUAACAAACUUUUGUCUAAUAACAAAAUUAAUUGUUAAUUUAACAAAGACAAAGUGAUGUGUCAGCACAUUCCUGCAAAGUGACAAGAAUCUAUUAAAAACCAGUGAAUCAGACGAAAAUACACAUUACAAAUACAAUAAUAUGAUAAAGUCAAAAUGACCUAAUAAAUAGAAUUUACCAAUCACACUUUUGCAGCUGGUAAAUUUCUAAAUUAACAGGUAAAUUAAAAUAAUUAAGCUAUUAGGUAAAAACGUCAAAAAUGAUUCUUCGGUACUGAAACAAAAAAUGUGAUAACAGAAAAUAAAAGAUACUUAAACUAUGAUGUAGAAAAUCAUGUAAUUGUCAUUUCUGCUAAGAAAAAAUAAAGUUACACAUGAUAAAAAUACUUUGGUUUGUCAAAAUUAUUUGAUACUUUAGAUUUUAUGAAACUUAAUUGUAAAUAAAACUAAAAAAAAUUUCACGUUUCAUCAUCAUCAGUAUACAUGGAAAACUUCAGUCAAAUCUCAAGUCAGUCAGACUCACAGUGCAAGGGGGCGUGGCCUUAACGACAGCGCCACCAUGGCUGAACAGGUCACAUUUCUUCACAAUAAGCCGACAGGUUCUGUCCCUUCACGGCUUCAACUUUAAUCAUGUGAUAAAUUUGACAAAUUAAAAACAUUAAGUGGAAAAUCGUUGAAAAUUAUAGUUUUAAGUGAAAAAACAAGAUACAAAGUCUCAAAUAAAAAUAUUAGAAACCUGAACCUAUAUGAAAUAUGUAUAUUUCUAUUUGAUGGAUGGUCCAGCUCUAAAUUUUAAAAUAAAUUCUGACUUUAUGAUGUCACUGAUCGAUGAAAUAAAAUAUAAAUAAAGUAAACUGUUUGUAAAUAUGAAGUGCAGUAGCACCAGACUGGUUCAGGUCAUGACCCGAUGACAUCAUAAACCUCCAGAACAACACGCUGCAAAUAAAGUUUUUACAGCAGAGUCUAUAAAACACAGAGGCAUUAAAGCUUUUCAUUGGCCUGUUAAUAUGUGUGUGGACGGAGCUGCAGGUCGAGGACGUGGUGUCGGAGGACUCGUCUGAGCGCGCUCAGUCUGACUCUCCGGCUGCUGUCUCUGUGGAUCUGUCCUCUGAUGCGUAGCCUCAGUGAGUCGCUCUCUGCUGUAAUUAAAGCCUUUUACUCUGUGGCCUGGGGUCACGGAUAAAGUCACAGCAGCUUGUUUGUGCGUGAGAUGUUUGUGUCUCUGCAGCAGCUGAAUCAGUGACCUGAGGCCUGGAGCUGAGACCUGCUCUCUGAACUCAGCCUCAACACGGAGACACUGACUGUCCUCUGACACGUUCACUGACACUCGGUACACGGGAUUUCAUUUUCAUUCAUAUCCAGCCCCCACCCUCUUAUACAUGUCUCUGCUGUUUGUGGCCAGUUCAGUCUCUGACCAUAUAUUUAAUAUCUGUGUAAUUAAUUAUGUUUUCUACAAAGUCUUUUGGACAAUUUUACAUCAAAUGUUUUUUAUGAUCAGAUGUAAAGUUUCAGACCCUGGAUGUUUAAUGUUUCCAUGAGUCAGUGACUUACACUGAGCUUCAGUUUCAGACCUGUUUCUCCUCCUGUAUCAGUUUGCAUGGAGUCAGACUGUCUCAUUACCAGCAGCUGUGAUCAGCUGUGAUCACUUCCUGUCUGCAGUGUAUCAUCAUGUUUUACUGUGAAACUGAAGGAAACUUGGAAACAGGAUGAUUCUCUAUGAAGUUCUGCAGAGAUGAGAAUCUUCUUUCUUCAUGACUCCGACACUGUCCACAUAUUUAAGGUUAUGAGACCAUGUAUUAAAAAUGAAUUCAGAUAUUAAUAGUAAUUAUACUGAUGAAUAAGAAUAAAUGGAAGGGGGAGAACUGGCACCAAAUCAAACUCAUUAGAAAAGAUUAUAAAUGUUUUUCAUUUUGUCAUCAGCUGUGUUUCGUUACAUUUUAGGGAAAUGUGAAACAUCAACAUGAAAUGUAGAUAUGUCUUCAUGUGGUUGGACAGUGAAGCCAUUAAAACCUCUGUUUAAACAUAAUUCAAUCAAAGGCUUUUGUAAGUUUAAAUUUCAGGGUGAAAUGUUGUUUCACGGCGUUUGUGAACAAAUGGAGCUUUAAUAUUCCAGCUGACAGAGUCACAGAAGAAGAGGAAGAACAGAGAAAUGUAUGAAAGUGGAAGAAAAGCAGUUUGGUUUGAGGCUUUUCUGAAAACUGUUGGAUUAUCAACAAAGAACAGCGACAUUAAUUUCACGCUUCAGGAGUGAAGCUGGUUUCAGUCUGACGGCUCUGCACAGCUCUGAUUGUAGCAACAACACCUCCAGCACCAAACACUCAGACAGACACACAAACACCCAGAGAGACGAGGUGUUGGUGCCGAUACACCCGGGUCCUCCUGACGUCCGACGGACCUGCUGCUCUGCCGGCAGCUCGUCAGCAGCAGCUGAGUUAGCAUUAUGUCACUGUGAAGUUCAUGUGUUCACCAGUUCCUGUUCUUCAACCGACAUGAGCGUCAAACGUUCUGGUCUCUGCUGAACCUCAGUGACGGUCAAUGGUGGACAUUAGCCUUGCUAGUAGCUCAAUUUGCUAAUGUCCUGUUUACACUGUCAUUAGCUGCUAGCGUUAGCUGCUUUUAGUUGAUGCUGGAUGUCGCUGUGGCCUGCUGCUGUUGAAUUGUUAUCGUUGCCCUGCUAAUGUUACUGAUUUUUGCUUUGGUAGCUAAUUAGCCUCAUGUUGUGUUGUCCAUUAGAUUGGUUUCCACACGACACACUCCUGGAUAAUUAAACAUUUUACCCUGUUGAACUAAAGUGGUAAACUUUAGUUUGCUGUUAGCUUUGUGACAUGUUGAGUGCUGGUAGCUUUGCCUUGCUAAUACUAUGUUGUAUUAUGACGAUAGCUUAGCUUGGCUACUGUUUUGUUAGCUUUGUCUUACUAACACAUGUCUAGCUGCCAUAUUUGCUAACUGCAGUUUUUGUAUUUAUUGUACCUUUGGAUUGCUAUCAUAAUAUGUGUUGUUAGCUGGUGCUGGAUCACGUUAACUCAAACUAAAAUUAAUGUUAAUCCAAACUAAAGUUUGAACCCUGCUAACUUAAUCAUGCAAAUGUUAGCUGAUGCUCAGUUGCUGAAGUGACAUAAGUUUUUGAGCUUUUUGCAUAAAUGAUUCUGGACACACCCAGAAAAUAGUUUUAUUUAUCCAAGGUGUUAGCUUUGUUCCCUGUUGUUCUAAUGUAUGAGUGGUUAUAACUUAGCUUACUUUGGCUAAUGUACUGUUAGCUCUGUGCCCUGUUGUAAUGUAUGAAUGGUAAUAGCUUAGCUAAUGUAACAUUAGCUUUGUGCCCUGUUGUAAUGUAUGAGUGGUAAUAGCUUAGCUAAUGUAACAUUAGCUUUGUGCCCUGUUGUAAUGUAUGAAUGGUAAUAUCUUAUCUGCCCCCCCUCCACAGUGUCCUGCUUUGUCACACCUGCCCCCAGCCUUUGAUUCAUUAUUGUGAACACUUCCCUGGAAGAGGAAACACGGCUGUGUUUAAACGUGUUAGAUAAAUGUGUGUGUGAUGUGGAAAUGUAAUUUAUCCAGUUUUGUAGAGAGAGCAGCAGAAAUAAAAGGAAACUUUAACCAUCA
Messenger RNA from Seriola aureovittata, 5989 nucleotides. RefSeq names its product glycosyltransferase-like domain containing 1 (gene qtman). The record is from RefSeq and is a predicted model, not a curated record. Gene Ontology annotation, molecular function: glycosyltransferase activity. The transcript has 11 exons. Bases 267 to 1541 code for a protein of 424 amino acids. NCBI's taxonomy places the organism in Eukaryota, Metazoa, Chordata, Actinopteri, Carangiformes, Carangidae.